Messenger RNA from Rotaria sp. Silwood1, 1347 nucleotides. The record is from the annotation of a GenBank genome assembly. NCBI's taxonomy places the organism in Eukaryota, Metazoa, Rotifera, Eurotatoria, Philodinida, Philodinidae.
AUGCCAUCAAAUAGUAAGACUGCUGAAGAAAUUCAAUCAUCAUUAGUUCAAGUUACUAAUUGGGCACGUUCAAAUUGUGAAUGGGAUAAAGUUUAUCAAUAUAUAGUUUUAAAUCCAGCAGAUUUUUUUGCUAUAUUACCUGAUCGUAGAUGGUCUAUAUCACAUCAAGUUGUUCUUCAUGGUAAUGUUGAUCUUUUUAAACGUUUUCUUGCACUUUUUUCUGAUGAAAAUAUUGAUAUUCGUAUUAAAACAAAAGAUAAUAAAACUUUUCUUGAUAUUGCUAAAGAACAACAAAGUACUCAUCAAGCUAUGUAUUCAUAUAUUGAACAUUUAUUUUUACAAGAUGAAUUAAUUGAACAAGCAAAACAAUCUAAUUGGCGUGAUGUUAUUGAAAUACUUGAAAAAGAUAAUAAAUUAGCAAAUGAAAAACCACCAUAUUCACCUUGUUUUCUUAUACAUUAUGUUAUUGAAAAUAGUGAUACAUAUAAUUUAGAAUUAUUACUUGAUAAAUAUAAAUGUUUAACAAAUGUACGAAAUAGUGAUGGUGAAACUCCUUUAGAAUUAGCUAAAAGAUUAAAGAAAUAUGAUAUGUGUUCUAUACUUGAACCAAAAUUAGAAACAAAAAGAAAUACAAUUUCAACAACAGAAUUAUCAAUAUCAAUACAAAAUUUAGAUCGAUCAAAUGAACGAUUAUCAUAUGAUUCUAUAAUAUCAUCAGACAAAUCACUUCCAUUAUCAUCACCAAGUACAACGCCCAAAACAGCAUCAUCGACUAUUGGAUUUGGUAAAAUUUUAAAUGAUCUUCAAUAUAAUAAUUUUCAAUUUGAACAACCAAAUACUAUUAAUUCAGAUCAUAGUCAAUCAAGAACUCCAUAUCAACAAAAACAAUCAGGAAUAUCUCCAAUCAAACAUGUUGAAGUAAACAGAUCAAUUAUUAGUGAAUGUCCUUUAACUGAUGUAAAUCCGAUAUCAUCUACUAUAUCAAAUGAACAUGUCGCGAAAAAUUUGAAAAAUCCUUCGAAUAGUUCAAGUCCAACAGUAUCUAUGGUUUCAACUUCAUCACAUGAAGAUUUAACAAAUGAGGUUAAAUCUUCAACGACUAAUACAAAUCCAACAUCAUCUGAUAUAUCCGAACAAUUUAUGAGAGCUUUCAAAUGUCCUUUGACACAAAAAUUUUUUGUUGAUCCUGUUAUUGCUAGUGAUGGUCAUACAUAUGAACGAUUAGCUAUACUUGACUGGAUUAAAGUACAUCGUUGUUCACCAACAACUGGUAAACCUAUGGAUGCAACAGUUCGAGAUAAUAUUGAAAUUAAAAAAGUUCUUCAAACAAUACUUAGACAAUCUUAA